CGUCGUAAGCAGGGUGGCAGCUGUCUCAUUCUUGUCAUUUUCCCUGCCUGGCAUUCCAGCUGUCUGAUGUCAUUGCCUCUAAAUCUGCCGUGUAUCACGCCGCUGUUGAAGAACUACUCAAACUUUUAUAAAGAAAUACAACCGUUGAAACUCAUACAGGACCUGAAGAAAAUAUUAUAUUUAAUGUAAAUGUUCAUAGUUUUGUUUGUCUAUGUAAAUCAACAUAAUAGGAAAACGGUUGUGUAAAAAAGAGGAUAAUAUAGAUCCGCGGAUGUAGAGAUUCAUACACACUUGUUGCUCUUUCGGCAGGAAGUGAAGCACGUCGUUAGCUGAGUUGGUUUUCUGUAAUGCAGCUUCCAAACUAAACCUUUUCGAUAUUUGACAUAACUAUCACCUAUAAUGACUGGCGGCAGCUUUGGAUAUGCACAAUUUACAAAUGGACUAAUUUGCUUUUGGCGGACAUCAAUAAGGGAUACAUGUAUCCAACUCAUGGAUGGCCUCUUAUCCACUACAUUUUUGAUGGGCAAAGUUUAGAGACAACGGGACAUAUAUUUCUGGAUCAAGGAAAUACUCCUUGCCAAAGGACUUUGAAACAUGCCCUUGCCAUUCGGCUUAAAACUCAAAAGAACUCGAAGGUAUACUGUCUCAAGCAAGAGCUGUCUGGUCACACGCAUUCAGCUGCUCAAUGGUGAAUUUGUUGAGUUUACUCUUUCUGUGGAGAGCACCGGCCAGGAAUGUUUGGAGGCAGUUGCACAGAGACUCGAGUUACGAGAGAUAACGUACUUCAGCCUAUGGUACUUCAACAAGCAGAACCAGCAGCGUUGGAUCGAUCUGGAGAAGCCCCUGAAGAAGCAGCUGGACAAGUAUGGCCUGGAGCCCACCGUCUACUUCGGCGUGGUCUUCUAUGUGCCCACCGUAGGCCAACUGCAGCAGGAGAUCACUAGAUAUCAGUAUUAUCUCCAGUUGAAGAAGGAUGUUCUCGAAGGCCGAAUCCCUUGCUCUAUAGAACAGGCCAUCCGCCUGGCUGGCUUGGCAGUGCAAGCUGACUUCGGAGACUUCAAUCGUUACGAUUCGCAGGAGUUUCUUCAGAAGUUUGUGCUCUUUCCUAUCGGCUGGAUCCAGGAUGAGAGAGUACUGGAAGAGGCCACUCAGAAAGUGGCUGUGCUUUACCAGAACUACAGGGGGUUGCCUGCCCCAGAGGCUGAGAUGUUGUACAUGCAGGAGGUGGAGAAGAUGGAGGGCUAUGGCCAGGAGAGUACCCCAGCCAAGGACAGCCAAGGCACUGAUAUCCUCCUUGGGGCCUGUCUGGAUGGCAUUUUUGUCAAGCACAAAAACGGCAGGCCACCCCUUGUAUUCAAGUGGAAUGAAAUUAACAACAUGACUCACAAUAAGUCCUUCUUUGCCCUGGAGCUGACCAACAAAGAGGAGAGCGUGCAGUUCCAGACUGAAGACCUGGAAACCUCCAAAUAUGUGUGCCGGAUGUGUCUGGCCAGGCACAAGUUUUAUAAGAUUAACAAGAGCAGCCUAGAGGAGUCUGACCCCCCUUCGCCUUCUGAGGGCUCCCAGAAGUCCAUUCUCACUCUUUCCUUUCCUCGCUUUCCUUUUCUGCCUUCUAACAAGGGCCAAACCCAGCCAACCGCUGUGAACCCAGUGAGACGCCGAUCCUCCACCAGGAUGUCUCUGCCAAAGCCCCCGCCCUACAUGUUGCCCCCGCCACAGAUGCACUACAAUGGUCACUUCACUGAGCCUUACACAUCCUCACAAGACAACCUGUACAUGAACAGUCAGCACGGCUACUACUACCACUCUCAGACCAGCCUGGACCGCUCACCACUCGAGUACGGCAACAGCGGCGGUGGGAACGGGCGGCUGCGUAACGGCAGCGUGUACAGCGCCCACAGCACCAGCUCCCUCACCAACCCCCAGCACUACAUGCAGCCCUCGCCCAUGUCCUCCAACCCCUCCAUCACAGGAAGUGACAUCACCCGGCCCGACUACGUGCCCUCGCACCGCCACAGCGCACUCAUCCCCCCCUCUUACCGUGCCACCCCGGACUACGAGACGGUCAUGAGGCAGAAGAACCGGGGAAGUGGAGGAGGGAUGGUGCAUGGCCACGAGCACCGCCAGAGCCACUCCAUGAGGAACCUGAACAUUGGGAACUCGUAUGCCUACAGCAGGCCGGACCCCCUGGUCUACAGCCAGCCGGAGAUCAGAGGAGAGCAUGGUGGAGGAGGAGCGCACCACCACUACCCUUUCCACCUCAACUCCAGCUUCCACAGCCCCUCGCCGUACCCCUACCCCACAGAGAGGAGGCCGGUGGUGGGGGCGGUUAGUGUGCCCGAGCUGACAAACGUCCAACUGCAGCAGGCGCAGGAAUAUCCUGCAGCCAAUAUCAUGAGGACCCAAGUGUACCGCCCUCCACCCCCCUACCCAUACGGUGCCCACCCACGGCCCGCCAACAGCACGCCGGACCUGUCUCGCCACCUGUAUGUGAGCAGCAGCAACCCGGACCUGAUCAUUACGCGGCGCGUGCACCACUCGGUCCAGACCUUCCAGGAGGACAGUUUGCCUGUAGCCCACUCCCUGCAGGAGGUAUCCGAGCCCCUGUUCUUGGCUGGACCCCCACAACACCACCCCCACCAACACAACGCACACAAACGCAACUCCAUCGAGAUUGCCGGCCUGGCUUACAGCCUGGAGGGUAUGAGAGUCAAGGAAAGGACUGUAUCUGCCUCAGCCGCAGACACCCCCCAUCUGGUCCCUCAUGGCUCCUCAGGCUCCCAGCUCAACGUGUUCCUGGAGCGGACCAAGUCAGAGGACGGGGGGGAGGGGAAAGAGGACGUUCGCUACGGCCACAAGAAGUCCCUGUCAGACGCCACCAUGCUGGUGCACAGCAGCGAGGAAGAGGAGUUUGAGGAUGAGAGCGGACGCCACACACCCCAAUCCCACGAUGCACUAUUGUCCGGGCCUGACCCGCAGCAGCUUCUAACCAAUCUGGGACAGAUUCCCCUGGAGCCCCCGCCCGCAUAUCCCAUUGGCGCCUUCCUUGACCCUGUCCUGUCUGGUCUCCCGGCCUAUCAGGUGCACCCACUGAUCCAGGAGGCGGAGUCACUGUACCUGUUUGAGGGCGGACAGACUGGCAGGAUGGUGCCCUCGAUGUCGGAUAGUGACAUCAGUGGGCAGAACAAACCGAAGACCAAGAAGGAUUUCAUCAAGAAGAGGCCUGUGUCAGACGUUCCUGCUGGGAAGAAACCCAUUGAUGGCCUGCCUCCUGCCGGCAUGAAGAAGCGGGCUGAGCUGAAGAAGAUGGGUCCCCUGAAGGUGGCGGCACUCAACGGCCUGACCCUGUCCAGGCUGCCCAUGCACGAGGGAGGCAAGGACCAACCUGAGAAGGCCUCCAACGACGAGAGGUGUAAGGUGCUGGAGCAGCGCAUGGAGCAGGGCAUGGUGUUCACAGAGUACGAGCAGGUGGCCAAGCGGCGUCCGACAGGCGACUGCAGCAUCGCCCAGCUGCCGGAGAGCGGCGAGAGGAAUCGCUUCCAGGAUGUGCUGCCCUACGACGACACGCGUGUGGAGCUGGUGCCCACCAAGGAGAACAACACAGGCUACAUCAACGCCUCGCACAUCAGGAUUACGGUGGGUGGAGACGAGUGGAGCUACAUCGCCUCCCAGGGCCCUCUUUCGAACACCUGUCUGGACUUCUGGCAAAUGGUGUGGGAGCAGGGUGUGGCCAUCAUCGCCAUGGUUACAGCUGAAGAGGAGGGUGGCAGGGAAAAGAGUUUCCGCUACUGGCCACGGCUGGGCUCUCGCCACAACACGGUGACAUACGGACGCUUUAAGAUCACUACGCGCUUCAGGACGGACUCGGGCUGCUAUGCCACCACGGGCCUGAAGAUCAAACACCUGCUGACAGGCCAUGAGCGCACCGUAUGGCACCUGCAGUACACAGACUGGCCCGACCACGGCUGCCCCGAGGACUUCAAAGGCUUCCUCUCGUACCUGGAGGAGAUCCAGUCAGUGAGGAGACACACCAACAGCACCAGCGACCCAAAGAACACCAACCUACCCGUGCUGGUCCACUGUAGUGCUGGAGUGGGCCGCACCGGGGUGGUCAUACUCACUGAGAUUAUGAUCGCCUGUCUGGAACACAACGAGAUGCUGGACGUCCCGACCGUCCUGAACAUGCUCCGGCAGCAACGCAUGAUGAUGGUGCAGACCAUCUCACAAUACACCUUCAUUUACAAAGUCCUUAUCCAGUUCCUUCGCAACUCCAGGCUAAUCUAAGCGUAAGCCUCAGCAGCCCCCCCCCCCUCUCCCCCAAAGGUUUGUGUCGGCCACGAGGAAGCAUCUGUGGCUCUUAGCUCCAAAAUGAUGGUGCUGGUGGAUGGUCCUUUUUCAAAGUGUUAAUGGAGGCGUGACUGCGAUAAAACCUGACAAUGAAAGGAUCGCAUGACUUUGUGCGUGUCCCCCUCUUGAACAGUAUUAAUGAGAUUUGACUGUAGGAUUUUUACACUACACAAUUACUGACAUGAAACCCAGCACUUGAAACCCAGACAUGAAACCCAGCACUCUGAUUAUUGUAUAUCAAUAUCAUUAAUUACAGAUAUUUGUUUAUCACAGAUUUUUAGUUUUGACGAUUUGUGUGCUGUGCUGGAUGAUGGUCUUUAUAAAGGACUUGACUAAUG
Messenger RNA from Oncorhynchus tshawytscha (Chinook salmon), 4685 nucleotides. Its product is annotated as protein tyrosine phosphatase non-receptor type 21. The coding region runs from base 595 to 4284 and encodes 1229 amino acids. The record is from RefSeq and is a predicted model, not a curated record. Gene Ontology annotation, molecular function: protein tyrosine phosphatase activity. The transcript is spliced from 20 exons. Gene Ontology annotation, biological process: protein dephosphorylation. Gene Ontology annotation, cellular component: cytoskeleton. NCBI's taxonomy places the organism in Eukaryota, Metazoa, Chordata, Actinopteri, Salmoniformes, Salmonidae.